AUGUCUGGGUUAGAACAAUCACUUUUCCAGCUUAAAUUCACAGCUAAACAGCUUAACAGACAAGCAACAAAAGCUGCGAAAGAAGAGACACAAGAAAAGGCUAAAGUUAAAAAAGCAUUGACUCAAGGCAAUAAUGAUAUAGCCCAGUUAUAUGCACAAAACGCAAUACGAAAAGCUAAUGAAAGAGUCAACUUGUUGAGAUUGAGUUCAAGGAUUGACGCUGUUGCUCUGCGCAUACAAACCGCGGUAACUAUGAGGUCCGUUACUGGUAACAUGACCCAGGUUAUUCGAGGAAUGGAUAAAGCUUUACAAACAAUGAAUUUGGAACGAAUAAGUUUGGUGAUGGAUAAGUUUGAGAGCCAAUUUGAAGACCUAGAUUCAGCAACUAAUUACUAUGAAACUAGUACAAACAACGUUAAUGCAAUGACUACUCCUCAGGAUCAAGUUGACGAAUUAUUGAACCAAGUUGCCGACGAGGCAGGUAUCGAAAUGAAACAAGAUUUGAAUGCUGCUCAGGUUGACAUUAAAAGUCCCGUAUCCGCUACAGCUAUCCUGGAGGAGAAAGAAGACAAAUUGGCCGAGAGAUUGAGAGCUUUGAGAAGUUAG
This is a messenger RNA of Lodderomyces oxycetoniae, 606 nucleotides long. RefSeq lists its product as uncharacterized. The coding region runs from base 1 to 606 and encodes 201 amino acids. The transcript has a single exon. Gene Ontology annotation, cellular component: multivesicular body; ESCRT III complex. Gene Ontology annotation, biological process: late endosome to vacuole transport; endosome transport via multivesicular body sorting pathway; protein transport. The record is from RefSeq and is a predicted model, not a curated record. NCBI's taxonomy places the organism in Eukaryota, Fungi, Ascomycota, Pichiomycetes, Serinales, Debaryomycetaceae.